AAUUUCUCUGUCAAGAAGGGUUGAAUUACACCCUCUGUUAUCAUCAUCUUCGCUUCCAAGCAAUUCCUAUAUAUUUUUGAACCUUUCUUCUAUAAUAUCUAAAAGAUUAGGGUUUUUGCUUUCCUCUUCUUCUCUCUCAGAUCUAUUUCCGGCCUUCACAACGCUUCAAUUCGAUUCUGCAUUGGUAUGGUUUGAAGGACGGUCGGUGCAUUUCGGGGAUUACGCCAGCAAUUUGUGUUGAUUUUCUGGAUUCGGUCGAAUUGAAUUUGUUACCGGGUGCCAACGCUUGAAUGAUCUGAAUUGUGAUGGAGUUUUCGACUCUCUGGAUUAGUGAGUUGCAGAUCUUGAAAUUGGCUCCGCAACGUCGGUCGCAGCGCCACAUGGGUGGCCAGGUGCAGCAAAGCAAUGCCGCAGCGACUGCUCUGUACGAUCACCCCGGCAAUGCUAGCCAUGCCGGUGAUGCAGGGGAGGCAGUCAUGGCGCGGUGGCUUCAGUCCGCCGGCUUGCAGCAUCUGGCCUCUCCCAUGGCGUCCACCGGUGUCGACCAUCGGCUGCUACCUAACCUUCUUAUGCAGGGAUAUGGAGCACAAUCUGUAGAAGAGAAACAGAGACUCCUCAAAUUAAUGAGAAACCUCAAUUUUAAUGGUGAAUCUGGGUCUGAGCCAUAUACUCCAACUGCCCAAAGUUCAGGUGCUAUUGCAGUGUCAGAUGAUUUUUAUUCUCCAGAGUUCAGGGGUGAUUUUGGAGCUGGACUUUUGGAUCUGCAUGCUAUGGAUGACACAGACCUCUUAUCUGAGAAUGUGGUUACUGAGCCAUUUGAACCAUCACCUUUCAUGCCUGCUGUAAACAAAGCAUAUGAUAGUGACUUUGGUGUGCUGAACAGUCAGCAACAAAAGGAACAGAUAGAUGCACAUGCUUCUAUUGAGGUGCCUGGAAGUGAAAAAGAUAACACUACAAGGGAAAACAAUGUGGCAAAGAUCAAAGUAGUGGUGCGUAAAAGACCUUUAAACAAGAAGGAAAUUUCUCGUAAGGAGGAUGACAUUGUCACUGUAUCAUCUGAUGAUUGUUGUCUCACUGUGCAUGAGCCCAAACUCAAGGUUGACUUGACUGCUUAUGUGGAGAAGCAUGAGUUUUGUUUUGAUGCUGUUCUGGAUGAGCAUGUAACCAAUGACGAGGUGUAUCGUGUCACUGUGGAACCAAUUAUUCCAACCAUUUUUCAGCGCACAAAGGCAACAUGCUUUGCAUAUGGUCAGACUGGAAGUGGUAAAACAUAUACAAUGCAACCAUUACCUCUUAGGGCAGCUGAACACCUUGUUAGAUUGUUGCAUCAGCCAAUCUAUCGUAAUCAGAGGUUCAAGUUGUGGCUUAGUUACUUCGAAAUAUAUGGCGGAAAACUCUUUGAUCUUCUCAGUGAUCGAAAGAAACUCUGUAUGAGAGAAGAUGGGCGGCAACAGGUUUGCAUUGUUGGGCUACAGGAAUUUGAAGUUUCGGAUGUACAGAUAGUAAAAGAGUAUAUUGAAAGGGGAAACACUGCAAGAAGUACUGGUACCACUGGUGCCAAUGAAGAAUCAUCAAGAUCACAUGCAAUAUUACAGCUUGCUGUCAAAAAGCACACUGAAGGAAAAGACUCCCGUCGAAAUAACGAUGGAAAUGAAAUGAAGAUCGGAAAGGUUGUGGGGAAGAUUUCUUUCAUUGACCUUGCUGGCAGUGAAAGAGGUGCUGACACAACUGAUAAUGACCGACAAACAAGGAUUGAGGGAGCAGAAAUUAACAAGAGUUUGUUAGCUCUUAAAGAGUGUAUCCGUGCUCUUGACAAUGACCAGAUUCAUAUUCCAUUCCGAGGGAGCAAACUCACCGAGGUGCUUCGUGACUCAUUUGUUGGUAACUCGAGGACUGUCAUGAUUUCCUGCAUUUCUCCUAAUUCUGGUUCAUGUGAACACACCCUCAACACAUUGAGAUAUGCUGAUAGGGUCAAAAGCCUCUCUAAAAGUGGAAACACAAAGAAAGAUCAGAAUGCAAGCACUUUACCCCCUAUGAACAAGGAAACUUCUUCAGCACCGUCUUUGGCCAUUUAUGCUGAUGCUGGUGAUAUCAAUGAGCAGCUUCAAGGAUCAAAAGUAUCAGAUAUGGGUAGAAGGGUUUUGGAGGAAAGUGGGGCAACUUCUGGUGUUACUGAAAGGGAAAGGUUUGAAGUUAAGAAUACUUAUGGUGGUCCUCCUAGUCAGAAGGCUUCUUCAACAUCAUAUUCACAAAAUUCGAUGGAUACAGAAGAGAAAACUCAGAAAGUCUCUCCACCACGACGGAAAGCUUACAGGGAUGAAAAAACUGAAAACUCUGAAAGGCCAGGAAACUGGUCAAAAAACCAUAUCUCUAACUCAAAUUCCUUCGUGACUGGCAUCCCUAGCAUUAAAAGUACAAGCAUCCCUAGUACAAAAAGUACAGGCAUCCCUAGCAUACAAAAUACAAGCAUCCCUAGCAUAAAAAGUGUGGGAUUGAAACAACAAGAAGUCGGGUCAUCACCAGAGGAUGACAGUAUUAAUGAGAUAUUGGAGGAAGAAGAGGCCUUGAUUGCUGCCCACAGAAAAGAAAUUGAAGACACCAUGGAGAUUGUUCGUGAAGAGAUGAAACUGUUGGCUGAAGUUGAUCAGCCUGGGAGUCAUAUUGAUAAUUAUGUGACGCAGUUGAGCAUUGUGCUCUCACGCAAAGCUGCAAGCCUGGUCAGCCUCCAAGCUCGCCUUGCAAGGUUUCAACACCGGCUUAAAGAACAGGAAAUACUGAGUAGAAAGAGAGGGCUAUGACGCCAGGCAGUCAAAGAUUGGAAAAGAUAGAAACUUUACUGAAAAUUUGUGGUGUGAUGAUUCUGCGCUUGAACAAAAAAGUACUCAAGGCCUCAAUAGUGCUCCUGUGAAGCAGUUGUGCAGCUUCAAGGUCAGUUAGCUAUGUUGAAUUCUUUUGUGAAUGAAGGUUUGCAUUCCAAAUAUCAACAACUGCAAAGCUUGUAAUUAUCAAAUGUUGUCUUGUAAAUUAGUCGAAUAUUUUGAUUGAUGAGGUUCAGAUUUCAGUCUUUGAAUAUACUAAAUUGGUCCCCUAACUAUGGUGUAAAUUGUUUACUUUGCGAUGCCUAGCGGGUUGCAGAGUUUGCACACAUAUGGGGGAUGAUUGGUAAUUAGUUGAUGGUUGGGGUGUUUGACAGUAAGCUUUAACUGAUUGUUAGCUAUUUAUUACUCCGUAAUUGGUUAUGAAAAUGUAUUUGGUAUAUUAGUUGUUUA
Molecule: messenger RNA, 3269 nt
Organism: Ipomoea triloba (trilobed morning glory)
Lineage: Eukaryota; Viridiplantae; Streptophyta; Magnoliopsida; Solanales; Convolvulaceae
Product: kinesin-like protein KIN-13A
Exons: 15
Coding region: 306-2798 (830 amino acids)
Biological process (GO): microtubule-based movement
Molecular function (GO): microtubule motor activity; ATP binding; microtubule binding
Source: RefSeq, a predicted model, not a curated record